AUGAUUGAGAGUCCUCUCAGUCAUUAUACAUCCUCCUCGCUCCCUGACCAUCCUCUCUCUGCUUCUAAUCCGUCCUCAUCAAUACCAACUAUACUCAAUAACACUAUACCUACUACUCCUCCUCCUCCUACAGCUUUGGCUCCAGUCAUUAAUAGCGCUUCUCAACUCACUCCACUCACCAUUGGCCUCUGGAACGCUCGCGGUCUCAGAGAUACCACCAUUGAUGAUGUUCUCCGUUAUUGCCAAUCCUUCUCUGUGCUGUUCAUUACCGAAACAUGGCUGAACCGCCAUCCCAUCCGACUACCCACCAAUUGGCAGCAAAUUCCACUUACCUGGCCAUUCCAGACGCCUUUGCCCUCUGCUCUUCAAGAGUUUGCUUUGGGUAUUCAACUUGGUCGUGAACUUCGGCUCAUUUGUCUGUAUAUACCACCUGAGCAAGCGGAUCUCUAUACUGAAAAUGUCUCUUCCAUCCUGAAUGCGAUCCCGUUGGAUCAUGACACAAUCAUCUGUGGCGAUCUGAAUGCCCGCAUGGCCCACUCUACACCUACCUUUGAGGACCGUCGUAGUGGGCGGAAUGUAAGUAGCAUUGUCGAUUACUACAUCUCAAAUGUAGAAUCACUUUCCUUUGCCUCUCUGGAUACCUCAUCUCCACCUUCUUCCUCCUCAAUUAGUAUUUACUCUGACUUGUCUUUGGGAUCUGAUCAUAAACUGAUGUCUCUGACGUUUGAUUACCACUCAAACGAACCUGCUCUUGCUAUGCCUGCUACGCCAUCACCAUCACCUCGUCUCCUAUGGAAGCUCUCACGUCUACAAGAAACGGAUGUACGCAAUUUGUAUGCACAACGCUUUACAGCCCUCUCUCAACCGUUGCUACAACAGCUGAUCUCGCUUGUGCGCUCACCACCUGAUACACAACCUCCAAUCGAUACCCUCAACAGUGAUCUCACCAAUUGUAUAUAUCAGGCACUGGAUGAAUCCGUUACUCGGCAAUCCCAGCGACCCAACUUUUGGAAGAAAUUCUGGACCCUCGAUCUUCAACGGCUCUGUGAUCAUCGUGAAGCUCUCUAUCGUAAAUAUCGUCGUUGUCCCGCUUCAUUGGACAAGGCAUAUUGGUGGAAUCAACAUGUGGAAGCACAUCAAAAGUUCAAACAGGCCCUUCGUAGAGCUAAACAGGUUUCGUGGCACGCAUUCUGUGAAUCUUUAUUCAAGCAAGACUUUUCAAAGGCCAUGUCAAAAAUCAAGUUGAUCAAAUCCAGACGACAAAGACAAUCAGGGUAUCUACAUGUGGACGGUGCUCAAGCUGGUGCUAAUGCUAUGCGUGAUCACCUUGCUACCAUUUAUGCUGGAUCCAAUCUCCCAACAAAUCGACCUCCAUGCCCUUUUGCUACACAUGGUAGACAUCUGCCAUAUGGUGUUCCUCCUCCUCAGUCAGCCUCCCAUCUUGGUGGUACUCGUCUGGCAAAUGGUGACAUCAGUACAUUGAAUCCGCAUGCUUCUCCUUUCAUCCCAUCAUACCUCUCACAUAGAACUCUACCACAUGAUGACUCUGACCCAACACGUCGUGUUGUCUCAGCAUCGGUCCACAACGAAGCUUUUGACGAGAUUAUUAGUAUUGACCAUAUCAUUCAGCAGAUCAAGUCGUUGCCAUACCGUAAAGCACCUGGCCGUGAUUCAAUUCGUGGUGAAAUGCUGAAACCCAUUCAGAAACCACUUGCCACUGUUCUGUCAUACCUCUUUGCUCUGACCUAUCAAUGGUCUUACACACCAGCGGAUUGGCGUCAUGGUAAUGUUUGUAGCAUCUACAAGAAGGGACCUGUCACGGAGGCAUCAAGCUUUCGGCCCAUCUCAUUGACUAGUACACUGAGAAAACUCUUUGAAAUGUGCCUUGCUCCCCUUGUCCUCACCAUUUCACCACCAUUAGACGUAGCCCAGAAUGGUUUCCGAUCCGCAAGAAGUGCACUUGAUAGUGCUCUUAGUCUCCAAGACUUAAUGAAAGACUACCAGAACCAACACUACCACUGGCCAACUGUGUGCUUCCUUGAUAUAAGAGUGCCUAUGAUGUUGUUGAUCGCCGUGUGA
Messenger RNA from Mucor velutinosus, 2079 nucleotides. RefSeq lists its product as uncharacterized. Bases 1 to 2079 code for a protein of 692 amino acids. The transcript is spliced from 3 exons. The record is from RefSeq and is a predicted model, not a curated record. Lineage: Eukaryota; Fungi; Mucoromycota; Mucoromycetes; Mucorales; Mucoraceae.